AUGUCUCUGCAUAAAGAAAUUUGUAAAUAUAUUAUAAAAUCGGGUUCAAAACCUAUUCAAAAAUUUGAAUAUGAACCUACUAAGAGAAAAACUAGCAAAAUAACAGAGCUUUUUAAGAAAUUUAUUUUUCCUUCUUAUUUUAAAUUUAUCCGAGCUCCAUAUGAAAGGUGGCAAUUUUGUGCAACAACAAAAUUUUUAAGAGAGCAUGGGUUGAUGUAUGAUGAUAUGUACAGCGAUAAAGACCCAGUUAUUGAAAGAGCAAUUUCUUUAUUACCAAAAGAUAUACAAAUAAAAAGAUAUAGAAGAAUGUUAAGGGGUACCCAUAUAAAUUUUCUAAGACUAUAUUUACACCCCUCAGAACAAAAUUACGACCCAUAUAUACCUUACCUUGCUCCAUAUAUUGAAGAAGCAAAAUUUCAAUUACAAGAAGAAGAAGAAUUAUUGGGUUAUCAUCCUUACGAUAGAAGGUUAUAUACUGGUGGUACAACUGGUUUCGGUGAUUUGGAGCCUGGUAUGCAUUUUCUCGUUUCAAUUCCGAAUCUUUAUGGAGCAGCUAUUCCUCAUACGAAAAAAAAGUAA
Messenger RNA from Plasmodium malariae, 579 nucleotides. It is a transcript of the gene QCR7, whose product is annotated as cytochrome b-c1 complex subunit 7, putative. The transcript is spliced from 2 exons. Gene Ontology annotation, biological process: mitochondrial electron transport, ubiquinol to cytochrome c. NCBI's taxonomy places the organism in Eukaryota, Apicomplexa, Aconoidasida, Haemosporida, Plasmodiidae. The record is from RefSeq and is a predicted model, not a curated record. Bases 1 to 579 code for a protein of 192 amino acids.